CGUUUAAAUUAUUAGUUUUUUCAGUCAUGGCUGGCUCCCGAAUCGAGCGACCAUCCAUUUACAUUGCAGAAGGACAGGGAGGACCGGGGGAAGACAGAGAGAUGGACAUGGAGGAGUUCAGAGAGCUGAAAGAGGCAGUCGAAAACGUGGAGUUGGUGGAUGGUCACGCCCACAAUCUGGUGGCGGUGGACUCAAACUUCCCUUUCCUCCGAUGCUUCUCCGAAGCUACCGGCGAUGCCUUGUCUGACGCCCCUCACACCCUCAGCUUCAAGAGAAGUGUAAGGGAUAUUGCUGAACUUUAUGGAACUAAGCCGUCCUUGCAAGAAAUUGAAGGAUAUCGUAAAUGCUAUGGUUUGCAACAUAUUAGCUCAAUUUGUUUCAAGUCUGCAAGAAUUGCUGCCGUCCUCAUUGAUGAUGGUAUCAAGUUUGACAAAAUGCACGAGAUCGCGUGGCAUAAGAAUGUUGCCCCAGUUGUUGGCAGGGUACUGAGAAUUGAGCAUCUAGCUGAGAAAAUUCUUGAUGAGGAAAGGCCUGGUGGAUCUACAUGGACAUUGGAUGCUUUCAUUCGAACGUUUAUCAAAAAGUUAAAGUCAGUUGCCGAUCAAAUAAUAGGUUUGAAGAGCAUAGCUGCAUACCGCAGUGGUCUUGAGAUUAAUACAAAUGUCACAAGUGAGGAGGCUCAGAGGAGUCUGGUAGAAGUUUUAUGUGCUGGCUGCCCUGUCCGUAUCACAAAUAAAAAUUUCAUCGACUAUCUCUUCAUGCAAAGUUUGGAGGUUGCCUCGCAACUGGGAUUGCCAAUGCAGAUUCACACAGGUUUUGGAGACAAAGAUUUGGAUUUGAGGCUCUCCAAUCCCCUGCAUCUCCACUCCAUUCUUGAGGACAAGAGAUUCUCCAACUGCCGUAUUGUACUUUUACAUGCAUCCUACCCAUUUUCUAGGGAAGCAUCAUAUCUAGCCUCUGUUUAUCCUCAGGUUUACCUUGAUUUUGGUUUGGCUAUUCCUAAGCUUAGUGUCCAUGGGAUGAUAUCAUCAAUCAAAGAACUUCUGGAGCUGGCUCCAAUAAAUAAGGUGAUGUUCAGCACAGAUGGCUAUGCGUUUCCUGAAACUUUCUACUUAGGUGCAAAGAGAGCACGUGAAGUUGUCUUCUCUGUUCUACGUGAUGCAUGUAUUACUGGUGAUCUUUCCAUACCUGAGGCCAUUGAAGCAGUCAAAGACAUUUUUUCUGAGAAUGCAAAAAAGUUCUACAAGAUCAAUUUAGAUGCCAAACCUAUUGAUUCCAAACCUGAUGUUUGUAGCGAUUCAACAAAGUUAGAGAUCGAUACUUUACAAUCAGAUUUUUCACUUGUUCGUGUUAUCUGGGUUGAUGCUUCUGGCCAGCACAGGUGUCGAGUUGUUCCAAGGAGGCGUUUCAAUGAUGUUGUUAGGAAGAAUGGUGUGGGUCUUACUGUUGCUUGUAUGGCCAUGAGUUCAGCUGUAGAUGGUCCUGCAGAAGGGACUAACCUGGGCGCUGCAGGUGAGAUCAGACUGAUGCCUGACUUGUCAACAAAGUGGAAAAUUCCUUGGACAGAACAAGAGGAAAUGGUUCUGUCUGACAUGCAUCUUAAACCUGGUGAGGCUUGGGAAUAUUGCCCAAGAGAAGCAUUAAGGAGAGUUUCCCAAGUUUUGAAAGAUGAAUUUAACUUGGUGAUGUAUGCAGGUUUUGAAAGUGAGUUUUAUCUGUUGAAGAUUGUAUCAAGGGAAGGAAAAGAAGAAUUGGUACCAUUUGAUUCAACACCCUACUGUUCUACUUCAGCCUUUGAUGCUGCUUCCCCUAUAUUUCAUGAAGUUUUUGCCGCUCUCUGUUCCUUGAAUAUUCCAGUUGAACAGCUCCAUGCAGAAGCUGGCAAAGGUCAGUUUGAAAUGGCAACAGGAUACGUUGCCUGUAAUAGAGCUGCAGACAACUUAAUUUUUACUCGUGAAGUUAUUAGGGCUGUUGCAAGGAAACAUGGGUUGCUGGCGACUUUUGUCCCCAAGUACAAAUUGGAUGAUAUUGGUUCGGGAUCUCAUGUGCAUAUCAGUUUGUGGGAAAAUGGGAAAAAUGUAUUUAUGGCUUCUGGUGAACACUCUGAGCAUGGAAUGUCCAAGGUUGGGGAGGAGUUCAUGGCAGGGGUUUUAGAGCAUCUUCCUUCAAUUUUGGCCUUUACAGCACCAGUUCCAAACAGUUAUGAUCGCAUAAAACCCAACACAUGGAGUGGAGCAUACCAGUGCUGGGGAAAAGAAAACCGAGAAGCUCCGUUAAGAACUGCAUGUCCACCUGGAGUACCAGGUGGUGUUGUGAGCAACUUUGAGAUUAAAGCAUUUGAUGGGUGUGCGAAUCCAUACCUAGGGCUGGCUUCUAUAAUUGCUGCUGGGAUUGAUGGUCUACGCAGACAUCUUAGUCUGCCAAAACCCAUUGAUGAAAACCCUUCUAACCUUGGCUCAGAACUUCUAAGAUUGCCAAAGUCUCUUUCAGAAUCUGUAGAAGCUCUUGAAAAAGACAGUGUCUUCAAAGAUCUGAUGGGCAAAAAGCUUUUGGUUGCUAUAAGAGGCAUACGGAAGGCGGAAAUUGCACACUACUCAGAAAAUAAAGAUGCAUACAAGGAGCUUGUUCACCGAUAUUGAGGGAACUAUCCGGACCAGAUUUGAAAGCAAAGGAUGGGACAGGUUCCUCUAUCUAUGCAACUUUGUUAUAUUUGUGGCACAGGAUGCAUUCAUAGUUAUUGUCGGAAAAUAAUAAAUCUGGCAGUCAUGUAAACUCCAUUGUUGCUUCAUCUGGCAUGGCAUCUGAAUGCAUUUGAAGCCAAUAAUUUGUACACAAACCAAGGCAUUACGACAACUAGUGUUGCUCCGUGUUGCUGCUAUGCUAGUCUUUUGGGGGCUAAUGGGUUCAACUGAACAGCGAACUUUUGUUUCUAAAAAGCAUUAAACAAGCAAUUUGUGAAAAGAGGUGGAGAGCCGAGAAUUGUUUUUGGCA
Diospyros lotus (date-plum) is the source of this 2991-nucleotide messenger RNA. Its product is annotated as protein fluG. The record is from RefSeq and is a predicted model, not a curated record. NCBI's taxonomy places the organism in Eukaryota, Viridiplantae, Streptophyta, Magnoliopsida, Ericales, Ebenaceae. Gene Ontology annotation, molecular function: hydrolase activity; glutamine synthetase activity. Bases 27 to 2639 code for a protein of 870 amino acids. The transcript is spliced from 18 exons.